This is a messenger RNA of Mesorhabditis belari, 864 nucleotides long. The record is from the annotation of a GenBank genome assembly. Lineage: Eukaryota; Metazoa; Nematoda; Chromadorea; Rhabditida; Rhabditidae.
AUGGUGCAUAGGGAUAUCAAGCCGGCAAAUGUUUUGGUGACCCAGGCCUUCUGGCUGAAAUUGGCUGAUUUUGGGGAGAUAAAGGAGAUCCAAAAAACUUGCUCAACUUUUACCGAUGUUGGGACGCGACGCUAUAUGAGUCCGGAGCAAACGAGGACCACCGAUGUGAUAAAGCUCAAUCACAAAAGUGACAUUUACAGCAUGGGAUUAGUGCUUUGGGAGCUGAUAGAGAGAAGACAAGUUUUCUCAAACUAUGGAAAAGAAGAUGUCUAUAGCAUAAAUCCUAACGCCACUCAAUUGAUCGAUCUGGAAAGUUUUGAUUGCACUCACGAGAUCAGACAAGUUGUUGAAAGAUGUACAGCGUUUGACAUGAACAAGCGGCCCUAUGCACGCGAGUUGAAGGCAUUACUCCCCAAAAAGGAAACGAUUACAUUGAAGAUGAAGCCAGAGGAAGAUGAAAAAGAAACCCGCUUGAUUAGACCGAUUGGCUUUGAUGGGACAAAGAAUCGGGUCUACAUUGAGGGCAGCGGUUACCUCACUCCUCCACACAUACACACCAGUUCAACCUCACAAUCAGUGGCAGCUCACUCUAGUAAAAGUCCUACUACUUCAAGUACACCACUCAAAAAGGAGACAAAGUUUCACGGUAACCCAAAUCCACUUGACUUUGCUUCACUAAGAUCGGAACUAAUGGAAAUAGUUAAAGAAAGUCAACCAACAAGCUCUGUCAACAGUGAAAAUGGAGAAGAAGUAAAAAAGAGAGGACGCCCGCCAGGAUCAAAAAACAAAACGGGAUCGCAAGUAAAGAAAAACUCUACGGGCUCCACGAUUGCCAAAAAGCCAAGCUCCGCCUCACUCUUCGAC